UUGGGACAAUGAGGUUAGUUGGACUGGUUGAGAGAGGGGGGAAAGGGCUGAAAAACCUCUGUUUCUGCGACUACUCCCAACACAAUAACUAAUAAGUAACUUAUUUCUCUCUCUCUCUCUCGCUAUAUAUGAAGUAUAUAAUUUCUAGUUUCUCUCUCCUGUGUCCUGAAUCCUGAUGCGAUCAAAUUUGUUUAUGAACGUGUAUGCGAAGUUUUGAUCUGGGUUUUAGGGUUUGAAGAAUUGCAAUUGCUGCUGUUCUAUAUUAUAUUUUUAGGGAUUUAAUGGCGUCAAAUCCUCCAUUCGAGUUGGAGGAUCAGACGGAUGAGGAUUUCUUUGAUAAGCUAGUAAGCGACGAUGAUGAUGAUGAUGUUAGUUCCAGAACCACCCAAUUCAUCAAAACCCAUGAUAUAUUGGAUGGGAAUGAGUCUGAUGAAGUUAAAGCAUUUGCCAAUUUAAGCUUAGGCGAGAUUAGUGAUCAAAAUAUUGGCUCCCAAACCAAAGGGGAGCGUGCAAGCGAUGAGAGUGUUGAGUCUGAUGAAGUUAAACUAUUUGCUGAUUUAAGCUUAGGCGAUCUUAGUAGUGAAGGCAUUGGCUCGAAAACGACGGGGGUGCAGGGAAGCGAUGAUAAUAUUGGAACUCAGAGUGUUGAAGCAAGGGAAGAAGAACAGGUGGUUGUUGCGGAGGCUGAUCACACAUCAGUAUCGUCAGUCUUUCCUUCUUUGGACAAUGGACCAGUGUCAGAGGAUGCAAUUACGGCUUUUGAGGUUAAGUCAGAUUUGAGUGAAGAGAAUAAUUUACCCACAAGUGGUGUUAAGGAAGUCCAGUGGAGUGCCUAUACUGAUCCAGCUCUACAAGGUAGUGGCGGUGAGGUUGAAUCUUAUGAUGAUUUUUUUGCUAGUUUAGGAGAAGGAGAAAUAGGAAAUUUUCAGACUGAAGCUGAGGCUGCCCCUGGAUAUGGAACAAGGGAGAAUAAAACUCUAGAGAGUUCAUAUAUUCAUGCUGAGUAUCAAGGUACAACGGGGACGUAUGCUGAACAACUUCCUAAUGGGGAAAAUACAUACAGUGUUGAGUAUUGGGAGAGUCUUUACCCUGGAUGGAAAUAUGAUCCAAACACGGCGCAAUGGUAUCAGUUGCACGGCAGUGAUGGAACUAAAAAUGGACAGGAGAGCUUUGGCUUCACUGGUGGAAAUGUACAAAGUACGUUUGAUGCUGAUGGGCACAGUCCAUCUGCAUCUUCUGAUGUCCAGUCAUACCAAGUUUCUUAUGAGCAGCAAACAGCUCAGUAUGCGGUUGGUGAUAUAAGUCAAUAUAGUACAACUGAAAAUAUGUCCGGCUUGAAUUCGGUGCUGCAACAGGAUGGGAAAUAUCAGUAUCCAGUGCAUAUGAUUUUUGAUCCUCAGUACCCUGGAUGGUAUUAUGAUACAAUACUGCAACAAUGGUGUUCAUUGGAAGCAUAUCAUGCACUAGUUCAGUCAACAGAUCAGACUCGUAAUCAAAAUGGAUUCUUUUCCUCAUCAGCUAAUUCUCAUAAUAGCAGUCAGGGUACCAAUCAUAUUGAUGGGCCACAAGGUCCCAGCAGCGAAAGAGGCCUUAAUAAUUUUUCGGCUACAUCCUCUGCAGAAUAUGGUCAACAGGGUGGAACUGCUCAGUUUGGGAUGGUGGGUACCUCUGCUGAAAAUGAUUUUCAGCUAUUCAGUCAUGUUGAACAAGUACCGCAGAAUGGGCCAGCUCAAUAUGCAACUGAUUUUUACAAUAGUCAACAUGCAGCUACUGUUGGCCAACCCUUUUCUUCCAAUGGCCACUAUGGUUCUUAUACACCAAGCGAGGGAAGGUCAUCUGCAGGUCGUCCACCUCAUGCGUUAGUUACAUUUGGGUUUGGGGGGAAGCUUGUAGUUAUGAAAGAUAAUUGUGCUGGUGGGUUCUCAACAAUUGGGAGCAAGAAUGGUGAUGGAUGCUUCCUAUCUGUGCUCAAUAUGAUGGAAGUUGUGAGUUUGAACAAUGGUCCUUCUAGCACUGAGAUAGGUGCUCAUAGCUAUUUUAAUUAUCUGUGUCAUCAAUCUUUCCCUGGUCCUUUGGUUGGGGGAAAUGUGGGAAGCAAAGAGUUGAAUAAAUGGAUUGAUGAGAGGAUAGCAAACUCUGAAUCUCUGGAAAUGAAUUAUGGUAAAAGUCAAGGUUUGAAGUUGCUUCUCUCCUUACUUAAAAUAGCAUGUCAGCAUUAUGGAAAACUUCGGUCCUUUGGCGGGGACACAGGAUUGAAGGAAAAUGACCUUCCAGAAUCAGCAGUUGCUAAACUCUUUGCGUCUGCCAAGAGGAAUGAUGACCAGUUUAGUGAGUCAAAAUGCUUAUUAACCUUGCCUUCUGAAGCAUAUAUGCAGACAACUGCUUCUGAAGUACAAAAACUUCUUAUAGCCGGUAGAAAAAUGGAGGCUUUGCACCGUGCUCAAGAAGGUCAGUUCUGGGGAUUUGCUCUGAUUCUUGCUCGUGAACUUGGGGAGCAGUUUUAUGCUGAUACUGUGAAGCAAAUGGCCGUCAGCCAGCUAGUGGUUGGUUCACCUUUGAGAACCCUUUGCCUUUUAAUUGCAAGAAAACCAGAAGAGGUUUUCUCCAACAGCAUCUUACCUCCUGGCAACAUAUAUGGAGCAGUAAAUACACCACAACUGGUGCAGAAUGCAGGCUGUAGCAUGUUGGAUAACUGGGAGGAGAAUUUGGCUGUAAUAUCUGCAAAUAGAACUGAGAAUGAUCAUCUUGUGAUUAUCCAUCUAGGAGAUUGUCUGCUGAAGGAAAAGAAUGAUGUUACUGCUGCACAUAUCUGCUACUUGGUUGCGGAAGCUGGUUUUGAGUUAUACUCAGAUAGUGCAAGAUUGUGUCUCAUUGGUGCAGACCACUGGAACUCCCCAAGGACGUAUGCGAAUCCUGAGGCUAUUCAGAGAACAGAGCUUUUUGAGUAUGCAAAGUUUCUUGGGAAUUCUCAGUAUGUUCUGCUUCAACUUCAGGCAUAUAAACUCAUAUAUGCACAUAUGCUAGCGGAGGUUGGAAAGGUUUCAGAUUCAUUAAAAUACUGUCAAGCUGUUAACAAAUCUCUCAAGAUUGGGCGAUCAUCAGAGGUGGAUACAUUGAAACAGUUGUUAUCAUCUCUUGAAGAGAGGAUUAGGACACACCAACAGAGUGGAUAUGCAGCUAACUUAGCUCCGGCAAAGAUAGUGGGUAAAUUGCUCAACUUUUUUGAUAGUACCGCUCAUCGUGUUGUUGGAGGACUCCCUCCACCUGGUCCUUCAUCUUUAACUACACCAAGUAGUUUUCAAGGCAACGAAAAUCAAUUUCAGACACUGGCCCCUAAGGUAAUAGACAAUCAAUCAAUUAUGGGUGUUUCAUCGAUGACACCAUCAGCAUCCAUGAAUAUAAUGAGCAGUCAAUCAACCAUGGGUAUGUCAUCGCUGACACCAUCAGCAUCCAUGGAGCCAAUAAGCCAAUGGGCCGUAGAUGAAAGUAAAAUGACCUUGCAAAAUAGAAGCAUAUCAGAGCCAGAUAUUGGUAGAACACCUAGGCCGGAUCCAGUGAGUUCUGCAAAUGAAUCAACUUCUUCCAGCACAGUGGGAAAACAAUCUGGCUCAACAAGAACAUCUCGUUUUGGUCGUUUGAACUUUGGUGCUCAAAUCCUGCAAAAGACUGUUGGAUUGGUCUUAGGACCUCGUCAAGGCCGCCAGGCAAAAUUGGGGGAUGCAAAUAAAUUCUAUUACGACGAAAAGCUAAAGAGAUGGGUGGAGGAAGGUGUUGAACCAACUCCUGAAGAAUCUGCCCCGCCGCCGCCACCAGUGACUGGAGCAUUCCAAAAUGGAAAUUCAGAUUAUAACUUGAAGAAUGCAUUGAAUGACGGACUGAAUGCCGUCAAUGGUAGUCCAGGAUCUAUAACGUCAACUCCUGAAAGCAGCGCUGUACCACCUAGUUUGCCUAGCUCAAAUCAAUUUUCAGCGCGUAAUCGGAUGGGUGUACGAUCAAGGUAUGUGGAUACCUUCAACAAGGGUGGUGGUGCUUCGACAAAUCUGUUCCAGGCACCAUCAAUACCAUCAGCUAAACCUGUUAGUAUGACAGGCGCCAAGUUCUUCAUUCCCACUGCAGCACCGACAAAUGAACAGACUUCAGGUGCAGAAGCUGGAAACAGAAAUGAAGUUUCUGAAAGUGGAGAAAAGCCUUUCAUGUCCAUGAAUGACCCGUUCCAAAAUCUAGCUCCUUCGCCUGUGGGAACAAUCCAGAGGUUUCCAAGUGUUGGUAACAUACCUAGCAAGAGUACAACAGAAGGUGGGAAAAGUUCUCUUGCACCCCAAUCUCGCCGUACUGCCUCAUGGAGUGCAAUGCAGACUGACCCAUACACUCUGCCACCAACAACUGAGAUCAAAGCUUCCCCACUUUCGUUUAUGCCUAGUAAUCAACUGACGGGUGAUCUGCACAUGAAUCGGGACAACUCUGGGGAUGAUCUCCAAGAAGUUGAACUAUGAAUUGGGGGUGCUGUAAAUACAAAGUUUUGCAUCUUAUGGUCAUUAUAAAGUACACUACCAGGAACUUUCAAGGCCUAGAAAUUGAUGCCCAGCGAAGUGGAGCUUCAAGUUCUGGUUCUAGUUUUCCUUUUCUUCACUCACACCCUUGCCUGCUGCAUAUAUAUCACAAAAUGGUUAAAGUUAUUAUUAUGUACUCUUUAAGGAUAGAACUAGGUUGUUGUAGCCAUUAGAUGGUAAUACUACAUAGCUAUGACUGGGUUCGGGCACAUUGUACAGUUCCAUUUCGUUCGUUAAUUUUAAAUGUACCAUAAUCAACAAUUGAAAUGGAUAGGAGGUGAAUGUGUCAAUAAUUUAGAGCUCAAGGCGAGAUUCAAUAAUGAAAAUGACCUUGAUAA
Beta vulgaris subsp. vulgaris (sugar beet) is the source of this 4888-nucleotide messenger RNA. RefSeq names its product protein transport protein SEC16B homolog. The transcript has 14 exons. Gene Ontology annotation, cellular component: endoplasmic reticulum exit site; ER to Golgi transport vesicle membrane. Gene Ontology annotation, biological process: COPII vesicle coat assembly; Golgi organization; autophagy. Bases 282 to 4493 code for a protein of 1403 amino acids. NCBI's taxonomy places the organism in Eukaryota, Viridiplantae, Streptophyta, Magnoliopsida, Caryophyllales, Amaranthaceae. The record is from RefSeq and is a predicted model, not a curated record.